Messenger RNA from Chara braunii, 2837 nucleotides. The record is from the annotation of a GenBank genome assembly. NCBI's taxonomy places the organism in Eukaryota, Viridiplantae, Streptophyta, Charophyceae, Charales, Characeae.
GCGUGUUGUAUCUCCUUCCUGCUUCUGUUUCGCUGAGGUGAAGGAUGCGCGGCAGUAUCGUUUUGGAAUGAACACGUGGUGGCCAUAGCUGAAUGCUCGGGAGGUCGGAGAAGGCAACCUCGCGUUCAAAGGGUGACUGUACCCAAUUUGCUCGCUACAUCGCGGCCAAGCCCACGAAUUAUAUUUCCACCUCGUUUUGUGCAGGCAACUAGCGUCUCUACUGUCUAUAUCAAAUCACCACCAAGAGAGGGAAGGAGAGAGGAGAGGGGAGGAGAGAGGAGAGGGGAGGGGAGACGAAAGGUAACCAAGCCAUAGGCGCCUGUUUUCUUUCGAAUACAACUUCUGAAUGGGCCCGACGUGAGCGAGCGGCUCGGCAUCGUUAAUCAGAGUGCAAGGGCACGCGCGAUUGAUUAGCAUGUCAACGGCAACAUUAUCGCGGAAGACGAAACUCCAUACCUGACCAAGUGCUUGUGUGUGUGUAUGUAUUUGAGUGUGCGUUCGUGCUAUAUGUUGUGUGCGUGUGUGUAGGGGAGAGAGAGAGAGAGAGAGNAGAGAGAGAGGAGCUGGGGGCUGCAGGUGAUACUAAUGUAUCUUCUUGAAAGGGAACUGCAGGCGGUGGUCAUGUUGAGAGGAACAGUUUCCAAGGUUUUUUGCCUUGGUGAGGGCUCAUAUCUUGAUUAUCUUGCCGCUUUUCUGUGUAUCGCUGUUGUUGCAGGAAUUGCAAUUUUCUCUAUUGGCAACUGCCUCAACUUUAUAUCUUUUGGCUAUGCCGCACAGGACUUCGCCUCGCGAGCGGCGAGUGAUACGUGGCGUGCCGUCACCAUGAGUUUCCUAUUUGGCAAGAAGCAGACCCCGCAAGAACUCUUGCGGGAGAAGAAACGAAUGUUGGACCGUUCCAUCAGAGAGCUGGAUCGGGAAAGAAUGGGGCUUCAGCAGCAGGAGAAGAAACUCAUAGGAGAGAUAAGAAAAGCUGCCAAGCAAGGCCAGAUUCCAGCGGUGAAGGUGAUGGCGAAGGAUCUUAUACGGACGCGGCAUCAGAUUACAAAAUUUUACGGCUUGAAGUCGCAGUUGCAAGGUGUCUCAUUAAGGAUCUCGACACUCAAGUCGACACAGGCGAUGGCCGAGGCAAUGAAAGGUGUUACGAAGGCAAUGGGUCAGAUGAACAAGCAGUUGAACCUACCAGCUCUUCAGAAUAUCAUGCGAGAGUUUGAAAAGCAGAAUGAAAAGAUGGAAAUGACGACGGAGGUGAUGGGAGAUGCAGUUGACGAUGUUCUAGAGGGUGACGAUGAGGAGGUUGAGGCCGAUGAACUUGUGAGCCAGGUCCUGGAUGAGAUCGGCGUUGAUCUUAAUGCUGCGUUGGUGAAUGCUCCAGCAGGGAAGAAAGCAGAAGGGACGAGCGCAGGAGCAUCAAGACAACCUGUGGCCACUGGUGCUAGUGCUGGCGGUGGCGGUGAUGGUGAGGAUGAUGGGAUUGGCAUGGAUCUUCAAGCUCGCCUUGAUAAUCUUCGUAAACUGUAGGGUGUUUGCGGCAUACAGAAUACAACAAAGCUUCUUUUAUUCCGGGUUUCCCGACCAGCUCACGAAGAAAGAUUGAAAGACUGAAGUGUGUUUACCUGCCUGGGUUGCUGCCUGGACUCUCCUCAAGUAUGAUCUUGAAAGUGCCGUAUGGUCAUGGCCAUAUGUGGCCAAUUGCUUGGGCAGCUCGUGUCACGCUUUUGAAGACGAUACACGCUAGAGGAGUGGAGGGUAAGGAGGAAAGACCAAUAGCGGGCGAUUGGUGUUUUGCAAGCCAUGGCUUUGUGGUCUUUUCCUUUUCAAUACUACUUUGUUGUGGCUCGUGAUUUGGGUGUUUUUUUUUUUUUUUCCCUAAUGCUCAAGGAGCUUAGGAAGGAGAUGCGAAGUGGGCAGUGGAUUGCAGUAGAAAUCGGGGGUCUCGUGGGUGAAGAAUCUGAAGAUGAAGGCAAAGCUGAUCAGAGGGGUAGGAGUCGCACGCGACAAUGAACAGGGCAUCAAGGGCAACAAAUUGAGGUGGCUAGGCUUACUCACUGUACAAAAUCUGCAUUUGUAUAUGGUAUGAUCGACUCCUGUUUUUUUUUUUUUUUUUUUUUUUUUUCCUGGUUAAUGUAUCUGUAUUCAUAGGGAGAAGUAUCAGAGAGUCAUUAAUCUGGGAGUUGAAGGUGUUGGAGUAGGCGAUAAAAGCGAAGGAAGGUGUGGAAGCCAGAUUUCUAGGCUGGGCUUCAAUCGUUACCUGUGGAAGUGAUUUUGUUGGGGAUGUUAUUCUUGCAAUGGCUUGACAUUAUUAUGUGCGGUGUUUGUUAGUAGCAGCACACGGGAGGAAGUGCAGUUCAGAAGUCUGUGGAGCACACAUGCAGGUGGGCAUGCGAGUUACGCAACGCGCAGCAGGCAGGACGGUACGUUGAAGGUAUUCGAUUGUUCAGUUGGCGUUGGGCUGCAAGAUGUUUCUUGUAUUGUUCAUUUAGCAGUGGGGUGCAAGAUAUGUCUUGUAUUGUUCAUUCAAACACAGCAGCAGGCAGAAUGGUAGGCUGAAGGUAUUUGAUUGUUCAGUUGGUGGUGGGCUGCGACAUGUUUCUUGUAUCUGUUCAUUAUUUCAUAAGGGUCCUACAUCAUGCUUGGUAUUGCGCAAGAAAGGGAGAGGAAAUGGAGAGCACAGGAGUGUGGUGAAGGGUGGACGUGGUUAUAAACUGUGCUGCCGAAGCAUCUGAAGCACAUUUUGUCGGAUUAUAAAAGAAGUAAAGAAGGGGUGCUCUCAUGAAUGGCGGAAGAACGAUGCAAAAAGCAUUCCUUCGAUUGUUUACCUCUCAUAGCAUUACGGAACU